Ruditapes philippinarum (Manila clam) is the source of this 1872-nucleotide messenger RNA. RefSeq lists its product as uncharacterized. NCBI's taxonomy places the organism in Eukaryota, Metazoa, Mollusca, Bivalvia, Venerida, Veneridae. Bases 175 to 1149 code for a protein of 324 amino acids. The record is from RefSeq and is a predicted model, not a curated record. The transcript is spliced from 5 exons.
UGACAAAACAGUUUCGUUUUAAUUAGCAGGAUUCUUACAUAGUUAUUCCGAGACAUUGAAUAAAUGGGGGGAUAUUCUAUUUUUGGUUUACGUCUUGACUUUAAAAAUAAUGAGUCGUAUGCGGUUGUGUUUAAUCUUUAACAGAGUGCUGGAAAAAACGAAACAAAACAAAACAUGCAUUCAUUUUAUGUUUUCACGAUUUUUAUAUUGGGGAUGAAAGUCAGUGUUUUACAAGGGCAAAGAUGUCCACGUCAAGAAACAGAAUUACCGAGAGGUGUGGACAUAUACGAAUCCGUACGUUACGGACAUUAUGUGGAACUUGAAUGUUGUUCUCGUAAAGGGGGUGCUGUAAAAUGGAUGAAAUGGGAUAAAAACACAAACCAAUGGCAAAACUAUUCACCGGAGCGAGACGAUGUCUUCCUAUUAGAAUCGAACCAAAUUCUAGCAAUUCAAAGUGCCACAUUUGAAGAUACGGGGUCUUACAAAUGCAAGGAGCAAAAUAGUUCAGCUUCUGUUGACUUGAAAAAGUUUAACCUACAUGUCGUUGCAUGCGACAAACUAGCAAGGGGACCAUUUCCGGUGUCACCAUUGCCUUGUGCUGAAACCAUCGCUGCAGAAAAAGAAACGAUAACUCUUCCAUGUACAGGAUAUUUUGGAUGCGGCGAUGACGGUGAUAUAAGAAUUGUAAUGUGGUAUGUGUCUGAAGAUACGGACGAUAACUGGAAAGAAAUAUCAGAAGUAGAUGAUAGAUAUACAACAACAAAAUUUGAAGAGGAUUCCGGAACAGUGGUUGGGUUAAAUUUGACUAUCAAAUCAGUUUCCGCUGUUGACUUCCGGCGGAAGUUCAUGUGUUUACUUGCUUCUCCCCAAAUGAUAAAAAGCCAAAGUAGUACAGUUGUGACCCUAAGAAACAAAAAUAGAAUUGGUGAAGACCCCAUGCUUAAAUCUGGAUUCGAUUCUGGAGAGGUGCUAAUAGUUCUGGCAGUUGUUUCUGUCUGUCUUUUGAUUCUUACCGGUGUUCUCGCAGGACUUUUUAUUCAGAGGCAAAUGAUGAAAUCCCGGAAGUCAUGUGAAAGGAAGGGAAAUCAUCAACAGUGGGAGACGAUGAUCUACAAAAGUACCGGGGAUUCUGUACAAAUGCUGCCAUGAAGAUUUACAUAAUCCAGUCGUAUUUAAUAUUGACAAUCGGCAUAUCAUGUCUAUGUUUUGUUUGAAUGUUACUAGUUAACAGUAGAAAACCGUCCUAUCUUUUGACGACACUUAAAGACAGUGUUUUUGUUAUUGUUUGUAGAUUUUACCAAAUGUUCCCACCUUCUAGUCAUUUAACAUCUUCAGGAAUGAUUACUUGAAUCAAACAAACUAAGACUCCCCCGCAGUCAGUCUCUGGUGAAAGUUGCAUUAUAGUAUUUCUCACAGUAAAAAUAUGUAAUACAACAACGAGCUUAUUUGGUGCUACGAUAUUACUCGAAAAAUAUCGAUCUUGGUUCCUUACUUUACAUGACAGGUAUUUUAAGGUGCAAAUGAUGGAAAUAAGUUGUAUGCAUGCUUUAUCCGUAUGUUAAUUUUACGAUACAUUUCGAUUGUGUCUUCCUGGUUGUGUUGACAUAAAAUACAAUAUCAUUUCCAGUCCUUUCGGGAAAUAUGAAUUACAAACGUUUUCUUCCGUUUGUCAGAGGAACAAAAUGUGACAGAAAUAAAAAUUAUAACAAUAAUAAGUCAACAAAAUUUAUUUAUCACCAUGAAAUCAGGGAAUUGACAAAUGUAAGGCACACUAUGUGGCCACAAAUUUACUUCACUUGAUGUAUAAAAUUGAUUUUUUGUUAUUAAAAUGUUCAUAACUGUUUAACGACAAUAAAAUAUAUAAAACCAAAA